UUCAAUAUGCAUAAAGAAAAAGAAGGAAGGAUGUUUGUAGGUGUUGUUUGGAAUUGUGCUGGUGAACUCAAACUCAUACUCACUGCUCUUCUUUUUCUUUGUUCUCUUAUCACUCUUCUUCACUUGAUUCCUUCUCGUUUUAAUUUCUCCCCAAACGAUCUUAAUAAUCUUAACAACUGUAUUUCCACUAAUACUACUACUACUCCACCAUCACCGUCACCACCACCAGAGUCAUUGGAGAAAGAUAGAGUCCUUCAAAACGGCGUUAUUAAACGAGUUUUUAACCCGUUUGGUUCAGCUGCAUACAACUUUAUUUUAAUGUCUGCUUAUAGAGGAGGUUACAACACUUUUUCUGUUAUGGGUUUAGCUUCUAAACCACUUCACGUAUAUGGUAAACCAAGUUAUUUAUGUGAGUGGGUCCCUUUUAAUAAAAACCAAACCCCCAUCUCCGUUAUUGGUAACAAAAUACUUCCUGAUUGGGGUUAUGGUAGAGUUUACACUGUAUUAGUCAUUAAUUGUACUUUCCCUGUAGCCAUUAAAACUACCGGAAAACUACUAAUUCACGCCGCUACUAACGGCGGUGGUGGUGACAGUAAUGUUAACGUUACUGACACUUUCGUGGCGUUAACGGAAACGGAAACCGAUUUCAUUAACUUUAAAUCCAUAUUUGAAGCUCCACCAAAGUAUGAUUUCUUGUAUUGUGGAUCGUCUUUAUAUGGGAAUUUAAGUCCACAAAGAGUAAGAGAAUGGUUAGCAUUUCAUGUUAGGUUGUUUGGUGAGAAAUCACAUUUUGUAAUACAUGAUGCUGGAGGUGUACAUGAAGGAGUAAUGGAGGUACUUAAACCAUGGAUGGAUUAAGGAUAUGUUACAUUACAGGAUAUUAGAGACCAAGAGAGAUUUGGUGGGUAUUAUCAUAAUCAGUUUCUUGUUGUUAAUGAUUGUUUACAUAGGUAUAAGUUUCAAGCUAAAUGGAUGUUCUUCUUUGAUGUGGAUGAGUUCAUUUUUGUACCUAAGAAGAGUACUAUUAAGUCUGUUGUCGAUUCGUUAUCGGGUUAUACACAGUUUACUAUUGAGCAGAUGCCAAUGUCGAAUAAGCUUUGUCUUGCUGAGGAUCGCGGAAAAUCUUACAGAAAAUGGGGGUUCGAGAAGCUAGUAUACAAGGACGUGAAGAGGGGUAUUAGGAGGGAUCGAAAAUAUGCAGUGCAACCUCGCAAUGUAAUCGCCAACGGUGUGCAUAUGUCUCAGAAUGUUGUAGGCAAGACGACACACGACAAGACAGAGGGGCGUAUCAAGUAUUUCCACUAUCAUGGGACCAUUGCAGAGCGCCGCGAGCCAUGCCGACAGCUGGUCAACGCCACGGCGAUCACCGUUGACCGCACCCCUUAUGUUGUGGAUACAACAAUGAGGGAUAUUGCUGCAACUGUUAAGAGAUUCGAACUUAAAAUGAUUGGCUCUACAUUACAAAGAACACGACAAUGAGGUCAACUUUGCCGGUGCUUUCUUUUCAACGUGUUAUUACUUUUUAAGUUCUUUUGGUUAGAGCUAUAUAUAUUCUUCGCUUGAUCAUUUCUGUAUGAUAUAAAUUAUCUUUUACUUUUGGAAAUAGAAACAGGGGUAUAGAGACAAGCAUUAGUAUAUGAUUCGUUAUUACAGUAUAUUGUAGGAUUACAGGGUGUUUUGUACUAGUUUGUCUAUGUUUAUAACAUUAUUUUAUUCGCUCUCAUUCACUGGUA
Lycium ferocissimum is the source of this 1733-nucleotide messenger RNA. RefSeq names its product galactan beta-1,4-galactosyltransferase GALS3-like. The record is from RefSeq and is a predicted model, not a curated record. Lineage: Eukaryota; Viridiplantae; Streptophyta; Magnoliopsida; Solanales; Solanaceae.